This is a messenger RNA of Pongo pygmaeus (Bornean orangutan), 2797 nucleotides long. It is a transcript of the gene KBTBD12, whose product is annotated as kelch repeat and BTB domain containing 12. The record is from RefSeq and is a predicted model, not a curated record. Bases 232 to 2103 code for a protein of 623 amino acids. Lineage: Eukaryota; Metazoa; Chordata; Mammalia; Primates; Hominidae. Gene Ontology annotation, molecular function: protein binding. The transcript is spliced from 6 exons.
UGGCGUCAGUCAGGCCCGCUGGCCGCCCUGCCACACGGUAGCGUCCAGGCCAGGUCGUGGCCCAUCGCGGGGCCCCUGCGGAGCGAGUGGGGACGCGCCCCGAACCAGGCAGCACCUUCAAAUGUUUCCUGACAUCUUUGUAGCUUCGUGAGUAAUCAGACAUGAAAAUAGCCCCUCAGGAAUCAAGCUACACUUAAAGAAGACUUAGUUGGAAACUUUGGAGAGUAGAUCAUGGAGUGCAAGAUUGAGGGAAAAGAAAAAUACCAACAUAGCUUGAAUUUACUGAAUAAAAUUAAGAACAUGAAAGAAUUAGCAGAAAUGAUUGAUGUGGUACUCAUAGCAGAAGGAGAGAAAUUUCCUUGCCACAGACUGGUCCUGGCUGCAUUUAGCCCUUAUUUCAAAGCUAUGUUCACCUGUGGACUACUUGAGUGUAAUCAAAGGGAAGUCAUACUUUAUGACAUCACAGCAGAAAGUGUGUCGGUGUUAUUAAAUUACAUGUACAAUGCAGCUUUGGAGAUCAAUAAUGCCAAUGUACAGACUGUAGCUAUGGCUGCCUAUUUUAUGCAGAUGGAAGAAGUCUUCAGUGUGUGUCAAAAAUAUAUGAUGGACCACAUGGAUGCCUCCAACUGUUUAGGUAUCUAUUAUUUUGCAAAGCAGAUUGGAGCUGAAGAUUUAUCUGAUCGAUCGAAGAAAUAUUUAUUUCAGCACUUUGCCGAGGUGAGCUUACAUGAAGAAAUACUAGAAAUUGAAGUGCACCAAUUUUUGACACUUAUUAAAUCAGAUGAUCUUAACAUAUCCAGAGAAGAGAGCAUUCUGGACUUAGUUCUGAGAUGGGUAAAUCAUAACAAAGAAUUGCGUACAGAGCAUCUUGUUGAGCUUUUGAAGCAAGUCAGAUUGGAACUUGUAAAUCCUUCUUUUUUAAGACAAGCCCUAAGAAGGAACACAAUGCUUCUGUGUGAUGCAGAUUGUGUUGACAUAAUUCAAAAUGCAUUCAAAGCCAUCAAGACACCCCAACAGCACUCUCUAAAUCUGCGCUAUGGCAUGGAGACUACCAGUCUUCUGCUUUGCAUUGGCAACAAUUCUUCAGGAAUCAGAUCAAGACAUAGGAGCUAUGGGGAUGCCAGUUUUUGUUAUGAUCCUGUAUCACGGAAAACCUAUUUCAUCUCAUCUCCCAAGUAUGGAGAGGGUUUAGGAACUGUGUGUACUGGUGUUGUCAUGGAAAAUAAUACUAUAAUUGUGGCUGGAGAAGCAAGUGCCUCUAAACUCUCUAGACAAAAGAACAAGAAUGUUGAAAUUUAUAGGUAUCAUGAUAGAGGAAACCAGUUUUGGGAAAAGUUAUGCACAGCUGAAUUUCGAGAACUCUAUGCUCUGGGCAGUAUUCAUAAUGACCUUUAUGUUAUAGGAGGACAGAUGAAAAUUAAAAACCAGUAUCUUAUUACAAACUGUGUUGAUAAGUACUCUGUAGAACGGGACAAUUGGAAAAGGGUGUCUCCCCUUCCACUGCAAUUGGCAUGUCAUGCUGUAGUGACAGUGAAUAAUAAACUUUAUGUAAUUGGAGGCUGGACCCCUCAGAUGGAUCUUCCUGAUGAAGAACCUGAUCGAUUAAGCAACAAACUGUUGCAGUAUGACCCCAGCCAAGAUCAAUGGAGUGUGCGGGCACCCAUGAAGUACUCUAAGUACCGAUUCAGUACAGCUGUAGUCAACAGUGAGAUUUAUGUUUUGGGUGGCAUUGGCUGUGUAGGUCGAGACAAGGGCCAGGUUCGAAAAUGCCUUGACGUGGUGGAGAUCUACAACCCAGAUGGGGACUUUUGGCGAGAGGGCCCUCCCAUGCCAAGUCCCCUCCUCUCACUCCGCACCAAUUCCACCAAUGCAGGGGCAGUGGAUGGGAAACUCUAUGUCUGCGGGGGAUUCCAUGGAGCAGAUCGCCAUGAGGUUAUCUCCAAAGAAAUAUUGGAACUGGACCCAUGGGAAAACCAGUGGAAUGUUGUAGCCAUCAACGUCCUCAUGCAUGACAGCUAUGAUGUCUGCCUGGUAGCCAGGAUGAAUCCCCGAGACCUCAUCCCCCCACCUUCAGAUUUGGUGGAAGAAGGCAAUGAGCACUGAGGUGACCUUGCUGGAGGACCUCCUGCUGUGUCUGCAAACAAGGCCUUCAGAACGGAGAGGGCCCACAGCAUCUCUGUCAUGCCAGUCACGUGCACUGCAUGCGUAGUGGCCUGUGUGUGAAGAAGCAGUGUGUGCUGGGCACUGGGCGGGGAGCAUGGGGAGUCUCCCUUCAGGGACUUUCCAGUCUGAUAGGGUAAAUAAGACACUACAAAGAAGAGGUGAUGACGGCCACAGGAGGGGCACAGGGCCACAGGAAAGCAGCAGAUGGAGGGUCUCACUCUGCUGGGGACCCAUGAACAGCACUGCCAAGAAGCAGACCUUUUAUUGGGGCCCCAAAAGAAUGAGGAGGAAGUGGUCCCAUGGGUGCAGUCAAUGAUGAGUUCAUGGAAACAGCCGAGCAAGGGCCCAGAGACAGAAAACUCGUGCCUGUCUGCAGCAUCCUGGCUGGGCCAGAUUGUCUGGGGCACAGGGUUUGUGGUCAAGGCUGGAAAAGUAGGUUAUAGCUAGAUGACCAACGCCUGAAGAAUGAGGAGUUGGACCUGGUCUGUAAGCCAGGGAAUUGUCUCAAAAUCGUGAAUUAAGGGAGACUUCUUUCUGUGCUCUGUUCCAGCUUCAGUCUUAUAAACACUGGCCAUUCUCCUUCAGAAUCCCCCUUCUACUGAGGCAACGCCACCCAGCAGCAGGGCUAGCUGUG